UCAACUCUUCGACGUCUCUCGGUCUUUUCGUUCUUCGUUCUCUCUUUGCCAUUGUUUCUUGUCUGUCAUUCUCUUCUUCACAGUCGCUCUUUAUAUAUAUUCAUGUAAUUCACCCAUAAUUCUACCCAUUUAAUAAGCUUUCUACGUGCCACCCAAUUAGCACACCACGCUCACUCUAAAUUUAACCGCCUUUGAAACACUUCCAGCAUCAGUCUUUCAACUGCAGCACCCCCAGGGUCCAGCAUCCAGCUCCUUAAGGCGGCUAUCCUCUAGGCGCCCUGUCAUUCAUUUAUUCAUUAAUUCGUUCUUCGACGCUCACUGCGAGACCAUUCCUACUUCGAUUCUUCAGCCUUAAUUUCGGGAUCCUUCACAUCUAGAGCCGCCAUAUCAGCACUCCUUUCUCCAGCCGUUCGUGGAGCAUUUGUUCUUAUUUCUUGUUUCUAUAUAUAUAUUCUUUCCCCCUCUACAUACUAUCACCGUUCUUCCCUCUUGGGGAUUUUUUUAUUUUCAACAGCCCGUUUUCCCGUGGAGUAAUGCGAUGAGGAAUAAGUCGAGUUAGGGUCCACGAUAAUGUCUUUAUCUUCCCCUUCAUCUAGAAGGUCAACACCAAAGCGCCGUCCACUCCAUCAACGAACAAACUCGCAGAACAAUGCCGUCUCCCCGCCUUCGCCUGUCCAUCCAGUUUCACCAACACUCCGACUGGUAUCAAACAAAACUGACUACUCGGAGGAUGAUGAUGUCUUCAGCAACCCAGACGAUGUUGACAUAUACUCUGCUAACCCAUAUCCUACCAAACCCGCUCAUGUACUACUGCCUCCAGGUUCCUCAUCUGCUAGAGGCCGUAUAACUAGAAGCGGGACUCCUUCAACAAUUACUCCCUCCAAUACUUGGAGUUCUAGGCCCAGUGUUUCUCCGGAUCUAGAAUCCUCCAGUUCCAGCCAACAACCCACCGGAAGCGCCUCGGACCUUUCCACUUUUAUGGGAAACACUUCAAGCGCAAUAUGGGGCCAGGAUCCAAAGUCGAGUAACACUACUGUCGCUCGCUCAGUCACCCCACAGGCCUCAGAGAGUGGUGAUAGUGGCAACGAUAACGACCAGGAGAAAUCUUCUGACCGCAGUAGCGUAACCGCGCUUCCAAGGCCUGUUGCCACUACUAUCAAGUUGGUCAAUGAGCGGGAACGAGAGUUGUCACGAUCAAGCCGUACGCCUCCAAGCAGAUCUCCUCCGUCUGACGGCUCCCUCCUAAUCGGAUGUUCUAUUACUCGUGGCUACUCGUCCUCUUCAAAUUCGUCCUCGAAUGUUGCCCGGAUUGGGUAUACAUCCAGUCCUAACCUGGUGCCAUUGAACAGUUCGUCGCCAAAUUUGCUUCCCAUUGGCUCUUCUCCUAACGUUGUCAGGACUCGCGCUUCCGAGUCUUCGUUGUUUUCGGCAAAUUCGUUUGGAACGGCGAUAAGGUAUAUCCGCAAUCGAGGAGGGCAGAAUACCACUUCAGAACCAGCAUCCGCGGCCCCAUCUGACUCCCAUACUCCGUCCAUCCCCUCGAGCCCCCCGGUCCCAGUGCUAAGGUCGUACCAAUCGACAUCAACACUUGAUCUCAAUGCACGGUCAAGCCAAGGGAAUGUUUCCUUACCCAGCAUGCCAUCAGAUAUUGAUAUCCAGGCCGUUAUGGACAGCGGAGUUCCUAUACAGUACCCGAUAUUACGUCCACCCUCGUCGUCCGGCUCGUACGCAGAAACGUCCAUGGUCUCCAUCCCAGAGCCGUUGGCAGUAGCCCGUCCUCCAACUCGACGCUGGAACCCGGACUUGUCCUCCGUCUCGUUUGACAUGUCAAUUCCAAUGGACGAGCGACACAAUCUUCCGUCAUUAUCCCUCGAUGGCACCCAAGGGAGAUCCAGACAGGUGACUGAAACUGAGCAAUCUUGGCUCUCCGCACACCAGCAAUCCGAGAUGCCAGAUUAUUCAGUAAUGGAUGAAUCCGAGAUGGAUGAGGUUAGCGACCGCAUUACCCAUCUUCAUGCCUUGCGUGUUCUAAAGCAUAAGACAUCCGCCACCCUCAGCUAUCGGUCAUCCCUCUCAAGACGAGGCUCUCUAAGCCGGUCGGGGUCAACAGCAAGUCAAUUUCUAACUACUAUUCCCCAACCAAAUACCCCACGAGAAAUCCCUGCUGUGACCCAGGUCUCCUACUCAGAGCCCUUGGAGGAAUUAUCAAAUCAAGCUGUAGUCCGUGUACCGCCUGGAAAUAUCUCGCGUCCACGAACACGGCCUCGCCGAGGGAGCCAGCCUGUACAACGACAAGAGCAUCUAGAGUCACAGCAAGUACGGCGGCAGGAAUCGAUGCCGAUACCAGAAGCAGAAAUACAAGUGGAGCAAUCGGAACAAGCCCAGGUUGAGCCUAAACCAAAAGCCAUCCGACGAGACUCUCGUGAUCCGAGAACACAUUGGGCCGGUAUUGUUGGAGAAGAUGAGAUUACACCUCAGCCCUCUCGCGAAGUGACACCCAGGGGUGUCUGGUCACCACAUCUGUAUACAGAUAAACGAUUCCGUUCAACUGAGAGGAAAAUAUGGAAGGCUCCACCAUACGACGAAUCUGGCGAAUAUAUAUGGAGUAGACGAAACAUGCAAGUGCUCAGUUUUUGCUUUGGUUUUAUCUUUCCAUUGGCCUGGUUGAUUGCCUCGUUUCUGCCUUUGCCAAUCAAGCCACCAUCUGUUGACAACGGAAUGCCAGGGCAGCCAGAUAUUGAAAAAGCGGCUGCUCACCGAGCAGUCCUGGCUGAUAAUUUACGUUACGAAAACGCCCGAUGGUGGCGGAAUCUGAACCGUUGCAUGACACCAGUUGGCUUGUCAAUCAUUAUAAUAGUUAUCACACUAUCCGUUCUUGGAUCACGAAACGCCCUAUGA
Trichophyton rubrum CBS 118892 is the source of this 2898-nucleotide messenger RNA. RefSeq lists its product as uncharacterized. The record is from RefSeq and is a predicted model, not a curated record. The transcript is spliced from 4 exons. NCBI's taxonomy places the organism in Eukaryota, Fungi, Ascomycota, Eurotiomycetes, Onygenales, Arthrodermataceae. The coding region runs from base 571 to 2898 and encodes 775 amino acids.